Molecule: messenger RNA, 399 nt
Organism: Colossoma macropomum (tambaqui)
Lineage: Eukaryota; Metazoa; Chordata; Actinopteri; Characiformes; Serrasalmidae
Product: neurofilament light polypeptide-like
Exons: 5
Coding region: 103-399 (98 amino acids)
Source: RefSeq, a predicted model, not a curated record
GGUGAAUAAAGCAGAGUUCUGGUUCUGGUUGGAGAGUAAGUGGAUCUACAGGGUAGAGGUCAGUACUGGACCGUGUCUGAGGUCUGUUAUUACAGAUUGAAAAUGCGGACUGUGCUGCUGUUAGCCUGCCUGCUGGCCCUCAGUGUCACUCUGCCGGUGCACAAAAACAGAGUGAAGCGUUCUGACAGCUCAGAGGGUGGCGGGGAGGAAUCUGAAGAUGGCAGUGAAGAGGGGAGUGAGGGAGAGAGAGAGGAGGGAGAUGGAGACGGAGGAGAAGAAGGAAACAAUGGUGGUGAAGAAGAAGAAGAAGAAGAAGAAGGGGGAGAGGAGGGAGAAGGAGAAGAGGCUGGAGAAGGGGAAGAGAUUGAAGGAGAAGAGGAGGGAGGAGAAAGGAGGUGA